AUGAAUGGGCUUCAAAGCCAUUACGCUUAUUCCUGCUCUUAUCUACACGAUGUGAAGGGGAAUAGCGUGAAGGAGAAGAAGAAAAUGACGUCUUCGUAUUUCCAUGAACCACCACCUCGAGAACGUAAUAAUGGCGGUGAGGAUAUGGCGGUGAGGAAGUCAAAGAGCGUGUGGUGGUGGAAUGAGGCCGAAAGGAAGAGACAGCGAAGAGUGGCUAGAUACAAGUUUUACGCCACUGAAGGCAAAAUCAAACACUCUUUCAAGAAAGGGUUUCGCUGGUUCAAGCUCAAAUGCAUCAGGAUCGUCACCAAUCUCUAG
This is a messenger RNA of Vigna unguiculata (cowpea), 318 nucleotides long. The record is from RefSeq and is a predicted model, not a curated record. Lineage: Eukaryota; Viridiplantae; Streptophyta; Magnoliopsida; Fabales; Fabaceae.